Molecule: messenger RNA, 646 nt
Organism: Gadus chalcogrammus (walleye pollock)
Lineage: Eukaryota; Metazoa; Chordata; Actinopteri; Gadiformes; Gadidae
Product: CD209 antigen-like protein D
Exons: 6
Coding region: 44-646 (200 amino acids)
Source: RefSeq, a predicted model, not a curated record
UACGUCUGAGAGCAGACGUAUUGGAAGCUGUCAGGGAGGAACCAUGGCUACCAUCUCUGAACCGGACCCUGGACUCUCUGAGGAACCUGAGGACACGUCUUUGGACCGCAGGAAGAGAAGAUUUGCUGGUAGAGCAAAGAAGAAGGCUAAGUCCAGACGCCGUGGAAGCCGUCAGAGAGUAACAAUGGUCACCAUCUCUGAACCGGACCCUGGGCUCUCUGAGGACCCUGAGGACACGUCUUUGGACCGGGAGGAGACCAGGAAGAGAAGAUUUGCUCUAUGGUUUCACAUCACUGUCAUUGUGAGCAUCGGACUGCUGAGUAUUCUCCUCAUCUCCCUGCGCUUCAACUCACCGUCACCCUGGAUAGAGGGGAGAGAGCACUUACUGGAUGAACUCGAUGAAUUGACACUUCAGGGCUGGAUGCUUCACGACAAGAGUCUCUACCUUAUUUCUACUGCUAAGAAGGGCUGGAGGGCCAGUAGAGAAGACUGUCUGAAGAGAAAGGCAGACCUGGUGGUCAUCAACAGCAGAGAAGAACUGGCGUUUGUCAGCAGAUUGAUGGGUUCUUCCUGGAUUGGACUGAGUGAUCGAGAGAAAGAGGGGACCCUCAAGUGGGUUGAUGGUUCCCCCAUGACCUCAAGGUAA